AUGUGCCUUGAUGAACUCCAAGAAGCAUAUUCUGCCUUGUCUGAAAGGAGCCCGGUAAUCAUCCUAGGCGACUUUAAUGCAAAGAUUGCAGGCCCAAGAGCAAACGUUAACCUUGACCAAAGAGCUAGCAUGCUCGGGGAGCUCUUGUCAGAAAAUUCACUAAUCUCUAUCAACAUGCAGAGCUUCUGCACAGGCCCAGUGAAUACCUUCUAUGCAUAUACAGGAGGCCCCCAGACACCAAUUGACCACAUCGUAGUACCAACUGAGCUUAUGUAUAUCAUCCACUCGGCAGAAGUGAUUGAUGAUAAUCCACUCAACGUUUCCGACCAUCACCCAGUUGUAUGCCUUCUUGCAAUUGACCUACCUAGUCAACCAGCUGCAAAUCCUCCUAUACGUAGACCAGCUUGGAACAAAGCCCUCCAGAACGGCUCAAUCAAGGACUACACACAUGCAGUCUCUAACUCCCUCUGGGGUAAGCAGCUGCCAGCUCUAGACUGUGACAGGGAAGAUAUUGAACACCUUACUGAUAUAAUUACUAUGGCCCUCACUAUGGCUGCGUCUGACUGUCUUCCAGUGAGACAUUUCAGGCGUUAUCUAAGACCAUACUGGAAGGAACAAGUGAAAGACUUCCACGACCUGAUGUUAUCUUACAGACACAAAUGGAUUCUAGAUGGGAGACCUAGAGGCAUGACUUACACUAGCUUCCGUGACUACAAGAAAUCCAAAGACAAAUUUCGAGCUGCUAUGAAAGAAGCUGCAGCACUUUAUGAAACAGAGCACUUCAACAAUCUUGAUAAACUAUAUGACAUUGACCAGAAAACAUUCUGGGCUCUCCUCAACAACAGAAACAAGAAAUCACACAUUUCAACCAUAAGUGUAUCAGGGAACCAUACCACAGAUUCCUUGGAAAUCUGCCAUGCACUCGCUGACCACAUGAAGACUAUAUUCAGCAAAGGGGUAGAUGAUCACUUUGACCAGAACUUUAAAGACCAUCUAGAAGGCAGAGUUGCUGAACUAAAACAUUGUACCUCUAACAAGAUAAUCGACGUCAAGUGCCUUCUGACCUCUCAGUCUGAGGUAAGCAAGCUUUGCAAAUCUCUGAAAAACAACAAGGCCUGUGGUUUUGAUGGAAUCUACUAUGAACACUUGAAACAUGGAGGCUCAACUCUUCAUUAUUAUCUUUCUGAAUUAUUCAACAGAAUAAUCACUACAGGUUCUAUCCCAUCCCAGUGGAAGAAAGGUAUCAUCAUCCCAAUCUUCAAAGGCGGAGGCAAACCAAGGACGUCCCCAGAUUCAUAUAGAGGAGUGACUUUGUUGCCUGUUAUGUCAAAACUUUUCGAACAGGUCAUAGCGAACCGGAUCCCACAAUUCCAAGACUCCACGGAUUUCCUGAUCCUCUGCAAUGCGGCUUCCAGAAAAGCCUCUCGUCGUCUCUUCAUGCAUCAUUCCUCCUUCAGGAGACAGUCUACCACUACAAGGAACGGAAUGACUCUCUGA
Haliotis rubra (blacklip abalone) is the source of this 1497-nucleotide messenger RNA. RefSeq lists its product as uncharacterized. Gene Ontology annotation, molecular function: catalytic activity. Bases 1 to 1497 code for a protein of 498 amino acids. The record is from RefSeq and is a predicted model, not a curated record. NCBI's taxonomy places the organism in Eukaryota, Metazoa, Mollusca, Gastropoda, Lepetellida, Haliotidae. The transcript has a single exon.